Laccaria bicolor S238N-H82 is the source of this 1842-nucleotide messenger RNA. RefSeq lists its product as uncharacterized. The record is from RefSeq and is a predicted model, not a curated record. The coding region runs from base 1 to 1842 and encodes 613 amino acids. The transcript is spliced from 9 exons. Lineage: Eukaryota; Fungi; Basidiomycota; Agaricomycetes; Agaricales; Hydnangiaceae.
AUGCAUAUUCGCUGUUCUGCCCUUUCAUCCUUUCUCCUUGCCCACCUCUGCUUCCUCGCUUUUCAGCAAGUUUCAGCGACGCCGUCAGCUUUGGAUAAUGUAUCUUCACAUCUAAUCUCUGCAAGGGACGGAGGGCAUCAUAACCACCAUGCCGCCCCACUUCUUCAACUCAACGAAACGGAGGUCCUCAUGCAUCAUGCCCCGACACCUCCUUCAUAUUACACCAUUGAUUGGGAGGGUGAUGGCUCCGAGAAACGCCAUCCUGGAUUGCUGGUCUCUCAUGCCGUUCUUAUGUCUUUGGCCUUUUUUCUGCUGCUUCCAGUUGCCAUUAUCGUGCGGUCGGUCAAGCAAGCAGGUCAUGGAGCCGUCAUGUUAGCAUUCUAUGCAUUAUGUGCUUUGGGUUGUUCAGCAAGUGCAUUAUACACCAAGUUGACACCGAAUAUGUAUCAAGGCGCCGCUCAUGGACGUCACGGAUAUAUUGUUCUUCUCUUCGCCGUGCUGGUAUCAGCCCUUGACAUUUUAGCUGCAAUCGGACGCAUGGUGACAUAUUUUAGAAGUCAAGAAAAGAAAAGUCUGGGGUCGUUCUGGGAAACAGUGAUCUUGAACAAAGAAGUUGAACACGCUCAUCAAGAAUCUGAGUAUCUGGGACUUAUUGUCGAAGAGCCAGAAGAAUUUGAAGGAAAACUUACAAGAAAUUCGGCUGACCUCCAAACUUUUGAACUUUCUGAUGUCUCUCAGACCGCGCAGUGGGCGAACGAUGUACAUCGCCACCACAGACAUUCCUCUACGACGUCUGAGAGAACUGUUUUUGGAUUGCACUCUACGGUCCAUUCUGAUGACACACUGCACGACUCCACUCGCAAGCGACUAUCAAAAAGAAGCUUCUUGCGCCGAGUGGGAACUAGUGCCUUCGCUGUUGCAGAAAGAGUUCUUGUGUUUGCAGGAUUUACUCAACUUCUUUCAGGUAUCGUUGUUUACACAGGUGGAUGCAGGGAAAAUUAUUUGAAUGGGUGCAUGGCACAUUUGAUCAAGGGUGGGAUAUUUUGGUCGUAUGGUUUAGUGACAUUUGCCAGGUUCCUGGGAUUGUUCGCCGAACUAGGUUGGGCAUGGAACAGAGCACCGUCUCCAGAUUGCUAUUCCGCUGAAUUCGUCGAAUCGUUUGUCAUCUUCUUAUACGGUGCAACAAAUAUGUGGAUGGAGCGUUUUGGUGCGCAUGCCGGUGAUCCAUUUACUACAAAGCAGAUCCAGCAUAUCAGCAUUGCGGUCAUGUUUUGCUUCGCAGGCAUUGUUGGUAUGGGGAUCGAAUCAAAGAGGAUUCGCAAGUGGCUGGCGUCUUCGACCUUCGCUUCAUUGUCAAAGCAUGCUAAAGUGCCCAAUGAUGCUGUCACUGAGCCGCCCAGCUACCUUGGGAGCUUUAAUCCCUUCCCGGCCCUUGUGAUCGGCGUGACGGGUGCGGCAAUGGCAGCUCAUGCACAGACCUAUCUUUUCCAGGUCCAAAUCCACGCACUGUGGGGAAAUCUACUCGUUGCUUUCGCGGUGUUGAGGUGUUUCACCUACUUUUUCUUAUGGCUCGGCCCUCCGCAGUCCAUUUUGCCCAGUCGCCCUCCUACUGAGGCCCUCGGGAGCUUCUUUUUGGCAUGCGGAGGUCUCGUAUUCAUGUUUUCGACUGAGGAAGUGACGUUCGCCGCUAUGCGUCGAGGCCGAGAUGAUGUCAUGAUGUUCUUGAACCUUUCAGUUGCAAUUACGUGCUUCGCUUGCUGCUGGACGCUUUUUGUUGUGGGUUUCAAGGGUUGGCUCAAAUCUCGAACCCAUGGUGUCAUCACAUAUCGUAGUCCUGCGUGA